CCAGUUCGGCUUUUCCGCGAAGCUCCAAAAAUCUAUGAAAUGUGUUUGCAUGUUCCUCUCUGCAAGCGGGGAUGUAGAGGUGGGAUUGCAAGGACCGAGAAAGCUGGGGGAACCCACGCGUUCAGCCUCUGAGAAAGUACGCUUUUCUAAAAUAACUGACGGUGAAUAUUUUUUUUCUUUUCACAUUUGUCAUUAACAGACAGAUACUCUGUAGGAUUGUGUUCUCGGAGAAUAAGAUAUUUUUUUUCUACCCUUUUCUGUUUUUUGUUACCAUUCUGCACGGCAGGCUGAGAAACGGACCGCUCGGACUGUGGGAGCCCUCCCCUCUGCUCGGAUCUGCUUUGGUAGUUUUCCAGAUGGCCCAUGGAAAAAUGUGGAUGAGGGCUGAGCUGUAGUGCGGGCAGAAGGCUCCACGGCCUGCCUGUUGUCAGCUGGCUGAUCGGUUCAUCAAGGUGAGGCACCACUCUCACCAGGGCACAGAACGGACCAAGGAAAGACCUUUGCUCCCCCUCCUCGCUCACCCCUGUCCCCUUUCCACCCUCACUCCCAACCCAGGCGUGUACACUCUGGACCAUGUCUCGCGGGCUGUCGGAGGGGGGCCGGACAGAGGACCUGGAGCGGAGUAGCUGCAAACAGGACUCGCCUAUUAUAGAGCGCAGGAACCGCAGUGGCAUCAUCAGUGAGCCCCUCAGUAAGAGCCUUAAGAACUCCCGCACCCUCUCCCAGUAUACCCUCUCCUCUGCCACAACCAAUGGACACACAGACAGUAGUGAGACUAAGAGCCACUCAGCCAAGCCUCAGCCACCCCCGCAGCCCCAGCCCACUGUCUCUGCAUUGACAGCAGCCAAGUUGGAUCGGACCCUGGAACAGGUUCUGGAGGGACAGAAUGGCCUGCUGCACUUUGCCCAGGCAGCAGCACUGUUAAAGCGGGCCGGUAUGGAGCACAUGCUCCUUCCUGGGGGCAUGGGAGUGGGAGUUGGCGGUGGAGACGCAGGCUCGGGGGCUAGCGAUUUGGAGGGUACGUCUGUCACGGACGCCGUAGGUGGUCCUGUUGACUUCCCAUAUGGAGUAGGGGGUGGCUUCCCCUUCAACCCGGGGCUUUUCAUCAUGACGCCUGCUGGAGUGUUUCUGGCGGACAGUGCUCUACACAUGGCCAGCCUGGCUGAGUACCCAGCUCAGAGUGAGCUGGCCUCUGCUAUCAACUCCGGUAAAAAGAAACGAAAACGUUGCGGCAUGUGCCCACCUUGCAGAAGGCGGAUUAACUGCGAGCAGUGCAGCAGCUGCCGGAAUCGCAAAACAGGCCACCAGAUCUGCAAGUUUCGCAAAUGUGAGGAACUGAAGAAGAAACCCUCUGCUGCUCUGGAGAAGGUGAUGCUUCCUACCGGAGCGGCGUUCCGGUGGUUCCAGUAGGACUCCUCCUCAACUCCCUACCCAAAGCUCUGCCAUCAAGUGCAAUGCCAACUCCUGGAUUGUCUCCGGAACAGACACUGGCUAAUAAACAAACAAGUAACAAAUAAAAUCAUAGUAAAAACAGCAGCAACAACAAAAAAACAAAACAGUGACAACAAAAAAAAAAAAAAAAAAAAAAAAAUCAAUCGGGUAACGGAUGCACCUACUUAUUCCUUGAACCAAAAAUGAAGCAUAAAGAAAAGCAUCUAUGGCAACUUUCAUUCCCUUUUCUAUGUUUCCAUUUUGGUACCUUUGGUCCUUUUUCCAGCAGGAAAUUUUUUUUCUGUCACUUUUAAACAUGGAACUGUUUAUUACCAGAAACAGAAAUGACGGACUGAGUGUGGACAAUCAAGUAAUUUCUGUGUUCGGUGUUAAUGUUGUUCAUGUGUGGAAAGAUACAGUACUUGUGUAGAGAAUGUAAAUUUACAGCUAUAUUUUAAAACUAGUGGCUAAUGGCAAACAUUAUUGUAAUUCCAACCCUUGUCUAUUUUGUGCUUCAUUUCAUCGAAGAGUACUGUUUUCAGAUAGAUCAGUGGUUUGACUUUCAAAGGCAACAUUUCAAAUUUUGUCAAUUUCAGACUGAAACGAAAUGUUAUCGGGCAGAUCUCCAGAAACUCUUCACUGGGUUGAGGAUGCUGUUCGCCAGAGUCGUCGCUACUGUAAUCUCCUCAAUCAGCCCUCCUCUGCAUUUCCAACCAUUUCCUUUAGUGAAACAGGCAGCCCUCCUGAGCAUGUGCCAAUGCUGGUCAGGGCAAUAGCACUAAGAGACAGCACUUGCUCUGAGUCUACCCUACUGAACGCACUGAGAUGAGAUUACAUUUCUUUUUUAUUUGUUUGUUAUAUUUUCAUGAUUUUGUUAUGUUGCUGGGUAGCUGCAGCUUUUAAAAAUAACCAAUCUUUGUAUUCGUUUAGAAAAUUGGACAGGUUUUGUGAAUAAAAAGGAAUGCAUGUAUUUGUGUCAAAAUUUACAAUCCCAAUGUCUGUCCACUUGUCCAUUUGCAUGUUUCUUAAAAACAGCUGGUUUGACAAAAAAA
Messenger RNA from Monopterus albus (swamp eel), 2483 nucleotides. It is a transcript of the gene cxxc5a, whose product is annotated as CXXC finger protein 5a. The record is from RefSeq and is a predicted model, not a curated record. Gene Ontology annotation, molecular function: zinc ion binding; methyl-CpG binding. The coding region runs from base 574 to 1410 and encodes 278 amino acids. Gene Ontology annotation, cellular component: nucleus. The transcript is spliced from 3 exons. Lineage: Eukaryota; Metazoa; Chordata; Actinopteri; Synbranchiformes; Synbranchidae.